AUGAACACAGCAUUCAAUCAGCCUGUAUCAAAUAGUCAUUCGCAUCCCGGGAUAUUGUCCAAUCUUUCUCCUGAACAAAGAAAGAAGGAUCAAGAGAUCGGCUUAAAGGCAAUCAGGGAGUUUUUGAAGAGCAAGACAUCCUUCGAUGUGCUUCCCGUGUCCUACAGAGUGGUUGUUUUUGAAACGCUUCUUUUGGUUAAACGAGCUCUGAAUAUUUUACUUCAAAAUGGAAUUGUGUCUGCACCUUUAUGGGAUAGCAAGACGUCUCGAUUUGCAGGAUUACUUACAUCAAAUGAUUUUAUUAAUGUCAUACAAUACUAUUCGCAGAACCCAGAUCAAUUUCAAUAUAUAGACAAUUUAACGUUGGAUCGAUUACGAGACGUCGAGAAGGCGGUUGGUUCAUCAUCUCUUGAAACAGUUUCAAUUCAUCCAUUUAAGCCAUUGUAUGACGCUUGUGUGAUGAUGAUUCAGAGUUCCUCCAGACGUAUUCCGUUGAUUGAUGAAGAUGAAGACACGCAUAGAGAAAUUGUUGUUAGUGUCUUGACUCAGUACAGAAUUUUGAAGUUUGUCAGCAUGAACUGCAAAGAGACCAAGAUUUUAUUGCAGCCGCUCUGCGAGUUAAAAAUUGGAACUACUUCAAAUAUUUCGGCUGCAAAACUAGAGACACCAGUUAUGGAAGUUAUCAAUUUAAUGAUAGGCAAGAGUAUCUCUGCUGUUCCAAUUGUCGAUGAACAAAAUAAAUUGAUCAAUGUCUUUGAAGCAGUCGAUGUGCUUUCCUUGAUCAAAGGUGGGCUCUACGCUGAUCUAUCUUUAAGUGUCGGCCAAGCAUUACUGAAAAGAUCUGAUGACUUUGAAGGUGUCUACACAUGUACAAUGAAUGACAGUCUUUACACGAUUUUUGAUACCAUCAGGAAGGCAAGAGUCCACAGAUUAUUUAUUGUGGAUGAUGAAAGCAAGCUGCUCGGUGUGCUGACUCUGAGCGAUAUAUUGAAAUAUAUGCUUUUUUCUUAA
Molecule: messenger RNA, 1011 nt
Organism: Brettanomyces bruxellensis
Lineage: Eukaryota; Fungi; Ascomycota; Pichiomycetes; Pichiales; Pichiaceae
Gene: SNF4
Product: AMP-activated serine/threonine-protein kinase regulatory subunit
Exons: 1
Coding region: 1-1011 (336 amino acids)
Source: RefSeq, a predicted model, not a curated record